Molecule: messenger RNA, 1606 nt
Organism: Pimephales promelas (fathead minnow)
Lineage: Eukaryota; Metazoa; Chordata; Actinopteri; Cypriniformes; Leuciscidae
Gene: rpf1
Product: ribosome production factor 1 homolog
Biological process (GO): maturation of 5.8S rRNA; maturation of LSU-rRNA
Cellular component (GO): preribosome, large subunit precursor; nucleolus
Molecular function (GO): rRNA primary transcript binding
Source: RefSeq, a predicted model, not a curated record
GGCAGCAGGAAUGUCCACUUGAACCGGAAGUAGAGUUUCUCACACACGUGAAGAGAAGACACAAGCAACAGAAAAUGGAUUCUACCAAAUUAACAACUUCAGAGAGUGUUUCUAAGAAAAAAGGGAAAACGAAGAACCUUAAGCGAAAGCCGAAACCCGGCAAAGCUCCAGUGGAGAAAAUGGAUCAGGCGGAGAGUGAAGUAACAGAGGAGAAGCCAGUGUCAGGAGCGUGUUUUCCUCCCACAUUCAGCAUGUCUGAUAUCAAAAACAAGCAGCGCAGACAUUCGAUGUUCCUUAAACUGAAGGAGCAGAAAAGAAAGCAAAAGUUGGAGCUGAAAAAGAAAAGGAAGAAAGAGAGAAAAGCUCUUGGUGAUAAGGCUCCACCUAAAGAAGUUCCCAAAACAAUAGAAAACCAGAGAAUAUAUGAUGAAACUACAGUCAACCCAGAGGAUGAGGAGGUGGCUUUUGAUGAAGGAACUGAUGAGUUCUCUGCUUACUUCAAUCGGCUUAUAAAUCCCAAAGUUCUCAUCACCACUUCAGAUAGGCCCAGAGGAAGGACAGUGAGGUUUUGUGAUCAGCUGGCAACAGUAAUCCCACAUUCACAUGUCUACUACAGAAGAGGGUUGGCAUUGAAGAGAGUCAUUCCACAGUGUGUAUCUAGAGGUUUCACUUAUCUGAUAGUGAUAAAUGAGGACAGAAAGGUGCCAAACGGUUUGGUUCUGUGUCACCUUCCUGACGGGCCAACUGCACAUUUCAAACUCAGUAGUGUUCGUCUUCGCAAGGAAAUGAAGAGAAAAGGAAAGAGCCCAACAGAACACGUCCCAGAAGUCAUCCUCAACAACUUUUCUACUAGACUCGGUCACUCCAUCGGCCGGCUGUUUGCUGCUCUAUUUCCUCAUGAUCCACAGUUUGUUGGCCGUCAGGUCGCCACAUUUCAUAAUCAGAGAGACUUCAUCUUUUUCAGGUUUCACAGGUACAUCUUCAAGAAUGAAAAAAGAGUGGGCAUACAAGAACUAGGACCUCGCUUCACUCUUAAACUUCGCUCCUUACAGAAAGGAACCUUUGAUUCAAAGUUCGGGGAAUAUGAAUGGGUUCACAAACGCCAUGAAAUGGACUCCUGCAGAAGAAAAUUCCAUCUUUGAGGGACAGACGGGAAACGCAGGACAACCGUAUUGACGUUUCAUAAAAAAAACACCCUUACAUAAUGAAACGAAAUAAAAAAAAGUGUUACAGAAACACAAGCUGUGUAUUUUCUGUAUUAUAUUUACUUGUAUUUUUUGCAUUAGAAUGUUAUUACGUGGCUGGACAGAAAGAUACUUGAUUUGUUUCGAGGCAUGACAAAUUAAGGGCUGGUUAAAUAGUUGAGUAAAUACUUUCUUUACUCAAAUAUAUAUAUUAAAAAAAUGGAUACCAAGACAGGUGAUUUGUGGUGUUUAUGUGAAAUUUCAGGUAAUUAAGACUGUUAUCUUGCUCUGUCUUAUUUUUACAAAACUUGACCUGGCAUACACACAAUACUUUCAGAUUUGAUAAAAUUAAAUUGGACAAUUUAAAAACUAAGCUGUCAUUGUAGACUUCAAAAUUCUAAAUAAAGAAAUGGUUUCUUACA